CCGAGUUUUGAGCCUGAGAACUGUUUUCUUGUUUACAAAGGAGGGCUAGCAAGUGCUGGAGAGGUUUUAAAGACUACAACUAAACUGAUAAUUUCUGACAUUUGGGAUUAAAAGAGAAUUGAGAAUUUAACCCUUGUGUUGUGUCCUUAUGCCACACUACAGUACGUUAGUCUUUCCCAUUUGUAACAAUAUUUAUUGUCUCUUUAGGCUGUUUGAACAAUUUAACCCAAAACAUGGAUAUCAGACCAAAUCAUACAAUUUAUAUCAACAAUAUGAAUGACAAAAUUAAAAAAGAAGAAUUGAAGAGAUCCCUAUAUGCCCUGUUUUCUCAGUUUGGCCAUGUGGUAGAUAUUGUGGCUUUAAAGACCAUGAAGAUGAGAGGGCAAGCCUUUGUUAUAUUUAAGGAAUUAGGCUCAUCCACGAACGCCUUGAGACAGUUACAAGGAUUUCCAUUUUAUGGUAAACCAAUGCGAAUCCAGUAUGCAAAAACAGAUUCUGAUAUAAUAUCUAAAAUGCGUGGCACUUUUGCUGACAAAGAAAAGAAAAAAGAAAAGAAAAAAGCCAAAACCGUGGAACAGACAGCAACAACUGCAAACAAAAAGCCUGGUCAGGGAACACCAAAUUCAGUGAAUACCCAAGGAAAUUCAACAGCAAAUCCUCAGGUCCCUGAUUACCCUCCAAACUAUAUUUUAUUCCUUAAUAAUUUACCAGAAGAGACUAAUGAGAUGAUGUUAUCCAUGCUGUUUAAUCAGUUUCCUGGUUUCAAAGAAGUACGUUUGGUACCUGGGAGGCAUGACAUUGCAUUUGUUGAAUUUGAAAAUGAUGGACAGGCUGGAGCUGCCAGGGAUGCUUUACAAGGAUUUAAGAUCACACCGUCCCAUGCCAUGAAGAUCACAUAUGCCAAGAAAUAACGUUUGGGAUAGUUGUCUUUAAAGGACUUGGUGUUAUUUAUAGUGUUUGUUUUGAUAACAUUUUGUCAGGCCAUUUUAAUAGUUUGGGGUCAGGCGGAAGUGAAACUGAAAUUUUUGUGAGGGAUUUAAAAAAUUACCUAGUCUUUCUUGAGCCUUAGUGAAUGAACUAUGAAAUAUGAAGACCUUAAUUUUGUACAAUAAACUUUUAUUUGUAUUCUAUACAUGAUACUUUGUUUUCUAGCCCACUGUCCUGUCACUAAAUGCUUUUGCUAGCCUAGAACAUAUCUUACAGUAUGUAAAACUGUAAUAGAGUGCUUUUCUAGUAUUAUUUUGGAGCAGCCAAUGGUAGAGAAACAUUGAACCAUUUUACUAAAAGUAAAGGAGAAUUAGAUCAGCCCUUGAUUAGAUUUUCUGUAAUGUUAUUUUUUAUGCAUACGAACUGCCGUCUUGGAGUUUGUUCUUUUUUUUUUAAUGAGUCAUCUUAACGGUAAAAAUGAUUAUCCUGGAUAUUAGAAGAAAAUAAGACUUGGGCACGAUCUAAAUUUGAUCUUAUUCUUCAAAUAAAUGAGCAUAGUGUUUUGCUGGUAGUAGGCAUAUCA
This is a messenger RNA of Ceratotherium simum simum (southern white rhinoceros), 1510 nucleotides long. The record is from RefSeq and is a predicted model, not a curated record. Lineage: Eukaryota; Metazoa; Chordata; Mammalia; Perissodactyla; Rhinocerotidae.